AGUUCUUUUUUUUUUUUUUUUUUUUGUUAGCUGUUAAUGUGAAGAAAGAUUAGAACUUUGUGAGAUGGGUAAUAAGCUAGUGGGAAGGAGGAGGCAAGCGGUGGAAGAAAAGUAUACAAAGCCACAAGGUUUGUAUGUGAACAACGAUGUCGACAUUAAAAAGCUUAGGAAACUGAUUCUAGAGUCUAAGCUUGCUCCUUGCUACCCUGGAGAUGAUGAAAGCUGUCAUGAACUCGAAGAAUGCCCCAUUUGCUUUCUGUACUAUCCUAGCCUCAAUAGAUCAAGAUGUUGCAUGAAAAGCAUUUGUACAGAGUGCUUUUUGCAAAUGAAGAAUCCUAAUUUAGCUCGGCCUACUCAGUGCCCCUUUUGUAAAACACCCAACUAUGCUGUUGAGUACCGUGGAGUAAAGAGCAAGGAGGAGAAGGGCAUUGAGCAAGUUGAGGAGCAACGAGUUAUAGAAGCCAAAAUAAGGAUGAGGCAGAAAGAAAUGCAGGAUGAUGAAGAGAAAAUGCAGAAACGUUUGGAAUCAUGUUCCUCUAGCACAAGCGCAAUGGCUGGUGAAGUUGAAUAUGGUUCAGCUUCAGCUAUGUCUUAUAAUUCUCCUAUGGAAGAUGCAGAAACUGCUUCAUCUCAGAACACAUCAGUUAGACAGCGAGGAAGCAGGGAUGAUGUUGACCUUGAAGAGUUAAUGGUUAUGGAAGCAAUAUGGCUCUCCAUUCAGGAAACAGAUAUGCAGAGAAGUUCAGGUAGUGGAGAAGUGGCACCUUGUAGUCAGUAUGUAUCAGAAGAAGAACCAGCAAUGCCGUCUUCAUCGUCUUCUUGUGCAAUCUCUGCACUUGCUGAACGCCAGCAAAUGGUUGGUGAAUCCUCCAAUCACAAUCACAACGUCAACGUUUCCUCAUACACUAUGCUUCCUGGCAACUGCGACAGUUACUACGGCAUAGAACAAGAAGUAGACGACAUUGACCAUCACCAUAAUCAUUACCAUAACAACAGUGAAAUGGAAGAAACAGGGAGCAACAGCUAUGUAAGCUCGUACAUGAACGGAGAGACCUUCCACAACUUUCCUCCUCCUCCUAUGGUCAUUGUUCCAGAUAGUUUUGAAGAGCAGAUGAUGAUGGCUAUGGCUGUGUCGUUGGCAGAGGUUCAUGCCACGACCACAAGUGCACCAACUGAAGUUAGUUGGCAAUAAAAUAGUGUAGUAAUGGAAACUCAUGGUAAUCACUUCAUUCAUAUAGGAAGAAAGAAAAAAAAAGAAAAAAAAAACAGUUUUUAUAGAAAAUUGUUGGGUUGUGUUCAAAAGCUUCUUUAUGUCAUUAAAUCUCUGCGGUUCUUUCUUUGGUUCUAUCUUCAUAGACAAAUAGUGAAGAAUAUCACA
This is a messenger RNA of Brassica oleracea var. oleracea, 1378 nucleotides long. RefSeq names its product protein sip5-like. Gene Ontology annotation, cellular component: cytoplasm. The transcript has 8 exons. The record is from RefSeq and is a predicted model, not a curated record. Lineage: Eukaryota; Viridiplantae; Streptophyta; Magnoliopsida; Brassicales; Brassicaceae. The coding region runs from base 65 to 1192 and encodes 375 amino acids.